AGCUGAAGCACUGAAAAGGAAAGUCAGGCAUAUUUUAGUGAAAAGUUCAUGCUUCUCAACUAUGAUUUUUAAAUUGCGAAUUUAAGUUUAUAGUAACAUUAAAAAUUAAUCAUAAUUAUUGCAGAUACCUACACAGCCUUAUUCUCAGAAAGUAGGCUAUUUGUUAGAAUAGCUGAAAUGAUUCCUGUAGUGAGACAGGAAAAUGUCUUAAGCAAGCUGCACUGAACAGUAGUUUGCAUUCUCUUUCUCUUGUUUGGUUGUAAUUAUAGCGGACAACAGAUGAAAUAAUUAUUGACGCAUAGAAUAACACAAAUCAUGUCAAACAGGGACUUCAAACACUGUGCUUUGGGGUCAAUUACCUGUGUGCCUGGAACUUUGAUCACGCUGGUGAAUGGCCAGAUGACAUAACUUGGGAGGAUGUACAUGCAAAGAUAAAUAGGCAGCUUUUCAUUGAAUUUUCAAGCAGAACAAGAAAUGUCAGUGAAGUGAAAACGUGUGUUUCUAAUAUGCUCAAGGAACUUCAACAAAGGAAGCUAAUAUUGAUGAAUUAAUUUGCUGAAAUUGCAAGCAAGAGGCUUUGUUUGUUUGGUAUUUAAACUUAAAUGGAUCCUGUUUCCAAUAAGCAGCAUGAAGGGGGAGUAUUCCCAGGGCACUGCCAUGCCAAAUGGAAGACAGCAUGUUCUCUGCCUGAUGAAAUUUGGGAUGAAAGACAGCAACCACAAUCCCUAACAUCAUCUCAGAACUGCCAGAGGAGAACUGUAGAAACCACUUGGACUGCUGCAAAGUCUGGCUGCAGGGAUGGGCAAGAUGCGUUCCCAUGGUUUGGAAUGGAUAUCGGUGGAACGUUGGUUAAACUGGUCUACUUUGAACCUAAGGACAUUACAGCAGAGGAGGAGCAGGAGGAGGUGGAAAACCUGAAAAGCAUUAGGAAAUACCUGACCUCCAAUACAGCCUAUGGUAAAACUGGCAUUCGCGAUGUGCACCUGGAACUGAAAAAUUUGACUAUGUGUGGACGCAAAGGAAACUUGCACUUCAUCCGCUUCCCCAGCUGUGCCAUGCACAGGUUCAUACAGAUGGGCAGUGAAAAGAACUUUUCCAGCUUGCACACUACGCUCUGUGCCACGGGAGGUGGAGCUUACAAGUUUGAGGAAGACUUUAGAACGAUGGCUGAUCUACAGCUCUAUAAACUGGAUGAAUUGGACUGUUUGAUCCAGGGCCUCCUUUAUGUUGAUUCUGUUGGUUUCAAUGGCCAACCAGAGUGCUAUUAUUUUGAAAAUCCUACAGAUCCUGAACAGUGCCAGAAAAAGCCUUACUGCCUUGAUAAUCCCUAUCCUAUGCUGCUGGUUAACAUAGGCUCAGGGGUCAGCAUCCUAGCUGUGUAUUCUAAGGACAAUUAUAAAAGAGUUACAGGAUCCAGCCUUGGAGGAGGAACGUUCCUGGGGCUGUGCUGUUUGCUCACUGGCUGCGAGACGUUUGAAGAAGCGCUGGAAAUGGCCGCGAAGGGAGACAGCACCAACGUGGACAAACUGGUGAAGGACAUCUAUGGAGGAGACUACGAGCGCUUUGGCCUUCAGGGCUCUGCUGUAGCCUCCAGCUUUGGUCAUAUGAUGAGUAAAGAAAAGAGAGAUUCCAUCAGUAAAGAGGACUUGGCCAGAGCUACUUUGGUCACCAUCACCAACAACAUAGGUUCAAUUGCUCGCAUGUGUGCACUGAACGAGAAUAUCGACAAGGUGGUGUUUGUUGGCAACUUUCUCAGAAUUAAUAUGAUUUCUAUGAAGGUGCUAGCAUAUGCUAUGGAUUAUUGGUCCAAGGGACAGCUUAAAGCUCUCUUUUUGGAACAUGAGGGUUAUUUUGGAGCUGUUGGGGCUCUUCUAGAAAUGCUUAAAAUGACAGAUGAUCAGUGAUGAAGCUGUCUGAAGAGAUUCCUACUGCAGAUGCUGCUGGGUAAGAGUGAAAGCCACUACAAGGAUGGAAAUGAAGCCAUUAUGGUAGUUCUACCUGCUGGAUUUGUAAAUAAUUUAAAAUCCUUUUAGCUGAUCUUUAAUUUCUGGGUUUUGACCUUAUACUUCAGAAGUCAUACAGGGAAUUACGAGAUUUUUUUUCUGUACACUGUAUUUUAUAGGGGAAAAAUGUGCAAAGUGGCCAAACAUACAGAUUUUAUGGAUUUAUUUUAAAAAAUGGAUACUGUUUAAUGUAGGACCUGUGAUAUGAGGCAUCUGCUUUUCUUCUGGGGUUUACUGAUUAGUGUGGUAAUUUUAACUUCAUUUAGUAAUCACUCUAGGAGAUUUUUUAUCUUAUUUUCAUGACGUUUCAUGAUUUGUUCUUGGUUUCAAAUGAAACUACAAAGCUGAUGCAUUUUACUGUGAAAAGUAGUCAUUGAUUUUUUUGCCUUUCCUUUCCUCAUUAGAUGAGAUACUUUAACAUCUCUCUGCCCACCCCACCCCCCAAAAAAAAUUUGCAAAUCAUUCUGUGGCUAAAUGCAUUUCUUUAAAGGACUGUGAGGAAGCUUCGUAAUAGCAGGGGGUUAAAGACUGUAAUUUUUCAGUGGUCAUGAAUUGCAACAGGAAGAGACUGCCAACUGGUUUUGCUGGGCUGAUUCUUCUGUAUAAUAAAAAAAAUUUAAAGAAGAUGUGAACUAGAAUUUUAAUUAUUGAAUUGACACUAAAAUGAAAAUCUGUUUCUGAUUAAAACCUCUGAUCAACAUGAAGAGUUCUGUAGUAAAGCUGUUACUCACACUUGGUAUUAGAUGGUAAAGGGAGAUUGUCUUCAGUUAUUUUUCUGCAGUCUGCAAGUUCUAACUUGUUCUUAAUUGAAAACAACUGAUAACAGCAUUAUUAAAAGCCCAGUUACUAAAAUUAGAAAAUCACUGACUAGAGUGUUUUCUGCUUUUAAACUAGUGUUAACUUCCUCUCCAGGACAAUAAAAUUUGGGUGUUUAUUCCAAUACAGUAUUUUCUACCUUUUUGGAUUCAUGGACCUCUCUAGAUCUUUUUUUCCCAAGUUGAAUUGAGAUCCCUUUGAAAUCCAUAUACUUAGGUUGCUGCAGAGCAUGUAUAAAGUUGGUCUCCUUAGACACCUUGAGGGCUCACAAAUGAGAGGCUGAAAAACAAUUCAUAAAUUAUUUUGUCUUGCAGGACUGUAUGUGAUGUCACAUAAAGUAAAUGACUCAUCAGAGGGACAGUAUAGAAUUCAGUAUAUUUUUGGAAGGGGGUGUAUUUCACUUUUUUAAGUCAUUGACUUACAUAUCUCCCAAAUGUUGAAAGAUGGUAAUAUGAACUGGAGUGUUAACUUGUGUGAUGGAAAUAAAGACCACUACUGUUUUGACAGUUUUAAUGUGUCUGUGGAAUUCAUUUCUUGAAAGCAAUGAUGUGACAUAUGUAGCACUUUUUUUGUGACAUACAUGGCUACUUAUUUCCAUGAUAAUGGUUUGGUUCUGGACAUGUUUUUACUCUUCAUAAGAAGGCUUUAGUCUUCGAAGCCUUUUGU
Molecule: messenger RNA, 3485 nt
Organism: Camarhynchus parvulus
Lineage: Eukaryota; Metazoa; Chordata; Aves; Passeriformes; Thraupidae
Gene: PANK1
Product: pantothenate kinase 1
Exons: 8
Coding region: 603-1904 (433 amino acids)
Biological process (GO): coenzyme A biosynthetic process
Cellular component (GO): nucleus; cytosol
Molecular function (GO): ATP binding; pantothenate kinase activity
Source: RefSeq, a predicted model, not a curated record